UGUGUUGUGUGAAGCCCUUGAAGAUUUCUUUGCUGAACUGAUGCUAGAGUCUGGAAUUGAUGCCAACAGAUCAACAUGUUUACAAAUUUAUUGCACGCGAAAGAAUCUUUGAGAUCCUUGGAUUCAAGUGUGGAUAUAGACUCCGGUGAAGCAGUGGAUGCAGAUUUACUGACACCAUCCAAUGAAGCAAGCCAGCCUGGAUAUCAGACAAUCGUUUGCCCUAUAACACGGAUGACAGAUCAAGAGAAGGACAUACUCGUGUCGUCAUGGAAACGUAUGGUGGGCAGCAAUCAGGACGAAUUCAAUACACUGGGCAGGAAAUUUGCUAAGGACUUAAUGCUUUGGAUGCUAGACAACAUCCCAAAGAUGAGAUCCCUCUUCCACCCCAUGUUUGGCGAGAAAGAAGGAAUCCAUAGCCGCUUGUUUAUGAUCCACGUCAUUCUGCUGCUCAACUGGAUCAACGUCAUCGUCUCCAACGUCAAGAAACCGACCAAACUUGACAUGACAAUCAUGCAUCUGGCUUUAAAGCAUUUGAAUAUGUGUAUUGGCGUCAGAUACUUUAAUCCAUUAGAACAGAAAUUUCCCAAAUUUAUAUCCAAAGCCUUGGACAGACCAGAGGACCACCAAGAGGUCAGGCUGUGGGUCAUGUGCAUCGGUCUGCUCGCCCACAAGGUCCGCCUGAUGCAGGGGCACUUCAGUCGCAGGGAUAAAUGUGUCAUACUCUGAUCUUACAGGGUCAUACAUUAGUGGGAUUUGUUUGUCAUACUCUGAUCUUACAGGGUCAUACUUUAGUGGGAUUUGUUUGUCAUACUCUGAUCUUACAGGGUCAUACAUUAGUGGGAUUUGUUUGUCAUACUCUGAUCUUACAGGAUCAUACAUUAGUGGGAUUUGUUUGUCAUACUCUGAUCUUACAGGGUCAUACUUUAGUGGGAUUUGUUUGUCAUACUCUGAUCUUACAGGGUCAUACAUUAGUGGGAUUUGUUUGUCAUACUCUGAUCUUCUUAGGGUCAUAUAUUAGUGGGAUUUAUUUGUCAUACUCCGAUCUUACAGAGUCAUACAUUAGUGGGAUUUGUUACUCUGAUUUUCUUGGGGUCAUAUAUUGUGGGAUUGGUUUUUCAUACUCUGAUCUUCAGUGUCCGGUUUGAAAAGGACGUAAAUUAAUAUCAGAGACCUGUAGUUGUAUUGCAUUUUAUAAGUAUGUAAAUUCUUUGAUUGUUUGUAUUAAAUAAA
This is a messenger RNA of Physella acuta, 1230 nucleotides long. RefSeq names its product globin-like. Gene Ontology annotation, molecular function: oxygen binding; heme binding. NCBI's taxonomy places the organism in Eukaryota, Metazoa, Mollusca, Gastropoda, Physidae. The record is from RefSeq and is a predicted model, not a curated record.